Molecule: messenger RNA, 2966 nt
Organism: Scomber scombrus (Atlantic mackerel)
Lineage: Eukaryota; Metazoa; Chordata; Actinopteri; Scombriformes; Scombridae
Gene: enox2
Product: ecto-NOX disulfide-thiol exchanger 2
Exons: 17
Coding region: 256-2292 (678 amino acids)
Biological process (GO): ultradian rhythm
Cellular component (GO): external side of plasma membrane; plasma membrane
Molecular function (GO): RNA binding; protein-disulfide reductase activity
Source: RefSeq, a predicted model, not a curated record
CACACUCACACAGAGCAGCAGCAAGACACCUGCAAAGCUGUGUAUGGAUGUUUGUAGGAGACCUUACGUGGGCACAGAGACCAUGGAGGAGGAGACUCGACGCUGUCAGGCUCCAAGAUGAAGCCAGACAGCUGCUUCUUUGCCAGAGUGAAGUUGCCUGAUGCUUAGGAGAAGCAGCUUUAUGACUGGAACAUCACAGAUUUGCUACAAGACCAGAGAAGCCGGGAUCACACACGACAACGCUGCCUCUCUAGGAUGUACAAAGACUACAGAUCAAGCCGAGUCACAGGACUCAACCCUCUGCCCUUCGAUCCAGCGGCCAACAACGACCCUCUCCAGUUCAACGGUUCCAGUGGGCCGCUGGUGACGGAGUGUCCUCCCCUGGAAAACACUGUUGAAAACACCAAGAAGAGGAAGAGAGCCAGCCUGCCUCCAGAAGGGAUCCAUAACAUGACCAUGGACUCCAACUCGAUACCGAUUCCCAUGUCAGAUCCCAACGCCUGGGCAACAGCCAUGAACAACCUGGGGAUGCCUCCCAUCGGCAUUACCGGACAGCCACUCAUGCCAGAUUUUGACCCCAAUCUCGGCAUGAUGGCUGGAAUUACCCCCAUGAACCCCAUGAUGCCCAGCCUAGGUAUGGUGCCUACAACCCUCUCGCAGGAUAUACCGGUUGUCAAGGAGAUCAUCCACUGCAAGACCUGUACCCUCUUCCCCCCCAACCCCAACCUUCCACCUCCAGCCACGAGAGAGCGCCCUCCAGGAUGUAAAACAGUGUUUGUUGGCGGUCUGCCAGAGAAUUCGAACGAGCAGCUCAUUAUGGAGGUCUUUGGACAGUGUGGCGAUAUCACCGCCAUCCGCAAAAGCAAGAAGAACUUCUGCCAUAUCAGAUUUGCUGAGGAGUUCACUGUGGACAAGGCUCUCUUCCUGUCUGGUUACCGUAUCCGUUUGGGCUCCAGCACAGACAAAAAAGACACUGGUCGUCUCCACGUGGACUUCGCCCAGGCCAGAGACGACCUCUAUGAAUGGGAGUGUCACCAGCGCAUGCUGGCCAGAGAGGAGCGGCACCGGCGCAAGAUGGAGGAGGAUCGUCUCCGGCCCCCUUCGCCUCCUCCCAUUGUCCACUACUCAGAACAUGAGUGCAGCCAGCUGGGAGAUAAGAUCAAAGAUGACUGCAAGUUUCCUGAAGCAGUGCGUGUGCUCUUGACCUGGUUGGAACGAGGCGAAGUCAAUCGUAGGAACGCCAACAACUUCUACUCCAUGAUCCAGUCCUCCAACAGCCACAUCCGCCGGCUGAUGGGUGAAAAGAGUCAGCAUGAGAAGGAGAUGGAAGAGGCCAAAGACAAGUUCAAGACUGCUCUGUCUGGCAUACUAGCUCAGUUUGAACAGAUUGUGUCUGUAUUCCAAGCUGCUUCCAAACAAAAGGCAUGGGACCAUUUCUCCAAAGCUCAGCGCAAGAACCUGGACAUGUGGCGCAAACAGACAGAGGAGAUUAGAAACAUGCACAACGAGCAGCUGAUGGGCAUCAGGCGAGAGGAGGAGAUGGAAAUGUCUGAUGAUGACAUGGAGGAUAUCCCUGACAGCAAAGACUCUGAGGACUCCGGUGUUUCUCAAGCAGAAGCCUUAAAGGAGGAGAAUGACUCCCUGCGCUGCCAGCUGGACGCCUACAGGAACGAAGUGGAGCUGCUCAAACAGGAGCAAGGCAAGAACCAACCAAUCAGGAGUGAGGAGGACAACACACAUUCGCAGCAGCUCAGCUUCUUACAGCAGGCUCUGCAAGGCAUGCAGAAGCAACUGUUAACAAUGAGGGAAGAAUUAAAACAGCGGGAAGCUGAGCUGGAGAAGAGUAUGGAGGACAAACAGCAGCUGAAGAACCAAGUCCAGAGCCUGAAGGAAGGACUGCAGAACCUGCAGCUGGAGAUGGCGAAGCAAGAUGACAGAGGCGGCGAUGAGAGCCCUAAUCAAACCAGUGAAGCUGCAGUAUCAACAGUGGUGUCCUGCAGUCAAGAGAAGGAAGGUCCUACAGAGAAGAAUCCAUCAAGUCCUGUCCACUCCGAGAGGGAAGCGCUGCUAGUUGGAAUCAUUUCAACGUUCCUGCACGUCCAUCCAUUUGGAGCCAGCAUCGAGUACAUCUGUUCCUACCUGCAGCGUUUGGACACCAAGAUUAACCCGAGCGAGGUGGAGGCUCUUCUUUCUCGGCUGCCCUGCACCUUCAGACAGGAACUGACCGGUGUUGGAGCCAGUCUGGAAAAACGCUGGAACUUCUGCGGCUUCCAGGGCAUCAAAAGCACAUAAACUCUGUUGGUGACACUUCUGGGACAUGGAAGAGACAACGGGCCGACACGGCAGCACAGCGGGGACACUGUAGACAUGUGAAAGUAACAGUAUAAAGCCCACAAAUAUCAAACACAGUGGACUAUACCUGACUGGACAAGGACACAGAAGACUAAGCACAGAUCUCAGAUUAGGAGGGGAUGUUACACAACUUCGCAUUUCAGGGACUCUGUGUAGAUGGCAGAGACGUAAAAACACAGCAUUUCCAUGGUUUAAAAGGAAUGUUGACAUCAAACCACGGUGACAAAGUCUUCAUGAGCUUGAACUCUCAGCUUCUAAGUGUCUGCAAAAUAUUUUUAGACAUGAAAAAUCUCUAGGAGACGCAGAAGAGCACUGAUUCCUACAGUCACUGGAUUAUUAUGUAGUUGUUGCCCACAUGGGCAGGGCAUUGUACUCUCCGAGCCUGCAGAUGUGUCAGUGCGGGCCAGGACUACAGGGCUAAUAUGCGAGGUUAUCAGGGUCUAACUGAAUACUUCAAACCUCAAAAGCCUUUGGCCUCCAUCUCUUCUCUUUUUUGCUGUUCCUGGUUUGUAACAUAGAUCAAAAAUGGAUAUAUUUCUUCAUUAUCUGUAAAGGCUGUUAACAGUUGCAUAGAAUCAUUUGUUGUAAUACACUGUAAAUGCUUGGAUGAUAUU